UGCUCCGUUAUACACAACUGUUAAUACCGCUGUCUGGGUGGUGCAGCCGAAUUGUUAAUUGUAAAAUUUGUUUAUUAAUAAAAUGUGAGUGUUUAUUAUUUUUAUGAAGGGAAAUAAAAGUGUUGAUUGUGAUCAGGUUGGAAACGCGAGGAUUGGAGAUGGAUGUGCAUACUAAUAAAGAACUUAUUAAAUGUUGAUUAACUGUAAACCCUUUGUGUAUAAAGUAUAUUUAUAAUGGAUCAUGUUGCUGUAUGUGUCCUAAUGGCCACAUUGGCCCAUGUAACAAAUCAACAUUAUACGAGCACUACUGAUGGUUACACUGUUAUUGAUAUGGAAGUACCCAGUAAACCGCUCAACAUUACAGUUCUCGGUGUAACUUCUACUAGCGUCUAUUUGAGCUGGUCUGAACCCUUACGUGCCAAUGGACCAAUCGACGGCUAUCGAAUUUACUUUAUGCACGCGAACUUAACAGGAGUGCAAACUCAUCGAAUACAUGGAGGAGGUUCUAAUAUACAAUAUAACUUAACUCAAUUAAAGCCGAAUACAGAGUACGACAUAUGGGUUAAAGCAUUUACGGCGAAAAAUGAAGGAGAACGAUCUGAUUCCAUCAUUAAUAAGACUGAUAUUAGUGGUCCUAGUCCGCCUAUAAUUUUAAAUUUAACAUGCCAAGCACAGGAUACAAUUUUUUUACACUGGCAAAGACCUCUAGAAUCUCCAAGUACCAUCGACUUUUAUCAUAUUUAUAUUUAUACUAUCGGUGCAUUAGUGUAUGACAAUAUUACUCUUCCUACUUCUAAGGAACAUUUGCAAACUUCGUAUUCCAUAAAAAAUCUGACAACGGACAUGUUAUACCAUGUACAAAUUAGCGCAGCCUCCUACAGCCAUUAUACUGAUAAGUUAAUUGAAGGACAACUAUCGGAACCAAAAGAGGUUCUGGUACAAUCAAAUUGUGAUAAAAUUCAACAAUACAUGAGGCACACAACUAACGAACUUAGUGCGGGCAUGAUCGCCGGAGUGGGUUGCGCCGCAUUUGCAUUUUUGCUGUCAAUACUAGCCUUCUUCAUUUGGAGAAAAUGUUUCCAUUCUACGUAUUACUACUUAGAUGAUUUACCUUGUUCGGUUCCGAGUACAUCAUUAGAUUGGAAUGUGGCCUCUGAUCCCUCUGGCGAUUAUAAGGGUGCAAUACCGGUCGAUAUGUUUGGAAAGCAUGUUGCCGAAUUACACGCCGAUGGGGACAUCGGCUUCAGUAAGGAGUAUGAAGCUAUUCAAUCCAAUCAUGAUGAGUAUUCUUCGGAGCAUUCUCAGCAUACAGAUAACCGUGCUAAGAAUAGAUAUUUAAACAUCAUUGCGUACGACCAUAGCAGAGUCCAGUUAUUACAAAUGCCAGGCCAGAAGAAAAAUAUCGAUUAUAUAAAUGCGAAUUAUAUAGACGGUUUUCAAUGGUCAAAGGCGUACAUAGGAACUCAAGGUCCUCUACCUUCGACGUUCGAUUGUUUCUGGAGAAUGGUUUGGGAGCAACGAGUCACUAUCAUUGUCAUGAUAACGAAUCUCGUGGAAAGGGGAAGGGGCACUGUUGCAUUUCCGUUCGUGCAGUGCGAUACAGGUCGUUACGAGAGGAAGUGUGAUAUGUAUUGGCCGAAAGAAGGUACAGAAACAUAUGGUGUUAUACAGGUUAAACUAGUCAAAGAAGAUAUAAUGGCAACAUACACUGUGCGGACGCUGCAAAUACGGCAUCUUAGGAUCAAAAAGAAGAAAGCAGCUAUGGCGGAAAAAUUAGUGUACCAGUAUCAUUACACAAAUUGGCCCGAUCAUGGUACACCCGAUCACCCUCUGCCCGUUUUGCAUUUCGUGAAGAAAUCUGCAUCGGCCAAUCCGCCGGACGGAGGUCCUAUAAUUGUGCAUUGCAGUGCCGGGGUAGGGAGAACAGGCACUUACAUUGUCUUAGAUGCAAUGUUAAAACAAAUUCGUAGUAGAAGCGAAGUAAAUAUAUUUGGAUUUUUACGGCACAUUAGGAGUCAACGAAACUUUUUAGUACAAACAGAGGAACAGUAUAUAUUUAUUCACGAUGCUCUGUUAGAAGCAAUUGAAUCAGGUGAAACGAAUAUUAAAAAAGAACAAAUCCCAAAAUAUGUGCAAAUUCUGCAAAGUAGUAAUGUUGAGGAAAAAACAGAACCAUGGAAGCCAUUAGAGUAUCAGUUUAAAUUAGUAACAAGUUUUCAAUGUAAGGAUUUUAAUGUAAUAUCUGCCAAUAAAGUGAUUAAUAAGCCAAAGAACCGAAGUGAAAUUGUUUCGGUGGAAAGCUCUCGAGUACAUUUAACCCCUAAACCUGGAGAAGACGGCUCCGAUUAUAUUAACGCCACAUGGAUUCAAGGCUAUAACAGUCUUAGAGAAUUCAUCAUAACGCAGCAUCCUAUGAAAGAAACCAUUAAAGACUUUUGGCAAAUGGUUUGGGAUCAUAAUGCACAAACUAUUGUAAUGCUUAGUAUAAUUGAUGAGGAAUUCGAAAUGUUUUGGCCUACCGAGCAAGAAAGCAUAGAUUCGGAUAACUAUAAAAUAAAAUUAUCGAGCGAACAAACAGAGGCGACGUACGUAACACGAGACUUCGUGAUGCAGUCUUUGCAAGACGAUUAUGAACUUCACGUACGUAUGGUGCAUUGGACCAAUUGGCCCCGACAGUGCGUCUAUAUUUCUGAAAUAUUUCAACUACCUAACGCUGUACAGGAAACUCAAUUGGGAUAUCAAAAUGGGCCGGUGGUCGUCGUUGACAGGUAA
Messenger RNA from Photinus pyralis (common eastern firefly), 2772 nucleotides. RefSeq names its product tyrosine-protein phosphatase 99A-like. The transcript is spliced from 12 exons. The record is from RefSeq and is a predicted model, not a curated record. NCBI's taxonomy places the organism in Eukaryota, Metazoa, Arthropoda, Insecta, Coleoptera, Lampyridae. Bases 235 to 2772 code for a protein of 845 amino acids. Gene Ontology annotation, biological process: protein dephosphorylation. Gene Ontology annotation, molecular function: protein tyrosine phosphatase activity; protein binding.